This is a messenger RNA of Esox lucius (northern pike), 1294 nucleotides long. RefSeq names its product solute carrier family 25 member 27 (gene slc25a27). Gene Ontology annotation, biological process: response to cold. The transcript is spliced from 10 exons. The coding region runs from base 231 to 1184 and encodes 317 amino acids. Lineage: Eukaryota; Metazoa; Chordata; Actinopteri; Esociformes; Esocidae. The record is from RefSeq and is a predicted model, not a curated record.
CCGCGUAGACAUUUAUAUUCGAGAAGAACGUUCUGCCUAUCUUAAUACUAAAUUAUAUUUGAUGUCACCUUUGCUCGUGUCGCUUUUUAAAAGGUGCACAUGGUAGUGUGCGGCAUGAACCAGAAGAACUAAUGAUCAUUUGUUCUUAUGUGUAGGCAUCUAAUAUUUCGUAAAGGAAGUAGAAAAGUAUUAAUCGAAACCUGAAGCUUAACUUGCAUAAUGACUUGAAAAUGGAACAGCAGGAGCAGUCAUGGGUCCAGCAGUGGCCUCGGGUUACCAAGUUCAUCUUGUCCGCAUGUGCAGCUACUGUUGCUGAAAUGGUGACAUUCCCCCUGGACCUGACCAAGACCAGGCUCCAGAUCCAGGGUGAAGCAGCCAUAAAACAACAUGGCCCUGGUGGUGGCCCCCAGAUGGCCUACCGGGGUAUGAUGGGCACCGCCCUGGGAAUUGUACGCGAGGAGGGUCCGCUUAAACUGUGGCAGGGGGCCACACCAGCAGUGUACAGACAUAUAGUGUACUCAGGGGUGCGGAUGGUGACCUAUGAGCAGUUCCGAGAUGUCCUUGGUAGGUCUGAAGAUGAUACUUUCCCCCUCUGGAAAGCAGCGAUCGGAGGCAUGCUGGCUGGGGCGGUGGGCCAGUUCAUGGCCAGUCCCACCGACCUGGUCAAGGUUCAGAUGCAGAUGGAGGGAAGACGCAGACUGGAGGGCAAGCCACCUCGGGUGCAUGGAGUUUACCAAGCUGUCCUGAAGAUUAUCUCCGAGGGGGGAAUCAGAGGCCUGUGGGCAGGGUGGGUCCCCAAUGUACAGAGGGCUGCCCUAGUUAAUCUAGGAGAUCUCACAACUUAUGACACUGUCAAGCACAUUCUACUGAGAAAUACAUCACUACAAGACAACAGCCUUUGCCAUGGAUUAGCAAGCACAUGUUCUGGUCUGGUUGCUGCUACCAUGGGAACACCAGCGGAUGUUAUCAAAACCAGAAUAAUGAACCAGCCCAGAGAUAUGAAUGGCAGGGGUGUGUUGUACACAUCUUCCAUUGAUUGCUUGAUCCAAUCUGUAAAGGGGGAAGGGUUCAUAUCCCUGUACAAAGGCUUUCUCCCCACUUGGAUGAGAAUGGCGCCCUGGUCUAUGACGUUUUGGCUGUCGUUUGAACAAAUACGGAAGACAAUGGGCAUCAGCUCAUUCUAAAGGCUCCGGACCAGGCCUCCCUCUCCAGCCUGUCUGAGACACUGAAGGAGAAAGGGGUGGCUCACAAGCUCUGGAUUGAACAGCCAGAGAAUGUCCCCACCUGCCUGGCA